Acomys russatus (golden spiny mouse) is the source of this 1206-nucleotide messenger RNA. It is a transcript of the gene Foxi3, whose product is annotated as forkhead box I3. Lineage: Eukaryota; Metazoa; Chordata; Mammalia; Rodentia; Muridae. The transcript is spliced from 2 exons. Gene Ontology annotation, biological process: regulation of transcription by RNA polymerase II; anatomical structure morphogenesis; cell differentiation. The record is from RefSeq and is a predicted model, not a curated record. The coding region runs from base 1 to 1206 and encodes 401 amino acids. Gene Ontology annotation, molecular function: DNA-binding transcription factor activity, RNA polymerase II-specific; RNA polymerase II cis-regulatory region sequence-specific DNA binding.
AUGGCUCUGUACUGCGGAGAUAACUUCGUGUACUCACAGCCCGCCGCCGCCGCGCCCGGGGCGCCCCCGACCUCCAGGGCACCCUACGGGCUGUCCGACUACGCCGCGCCGCCAGCCGCCGCUGCCAACCCCUACCUGUGGCUGAACGGGCCCGGCGUGGGCAGCCCGACCUCCGCGGCGGGCUACCUGGGUGCUCCGCCGCCGCCCCCUGGAGCAGCGCCCGGACCCUUCCUGCAGCCGCCAGCCGCUCCGGGCACCUUCGCGGGUGCCCAGCGGGGCUUCGCGCAGCCCUCGGCGGUCGCGCCCGCCUCUCCCGCCGGUUCGGCAGCUCCGGGCGAGCUGGGCUGGUUGUCCAUGGCCAGCCGCGAGGACCUGAUGAAGAUGGUGCGACCACCCUACUCGUACUCGGCGCUCAUCGCCAUGGCCAUCCAGAGCGCGCCCGAGCGCAAACUCACCCUCAGCCACAUCUACCAGUUCGUUGCUGACAACUUCCCUUUCUACCAGCGCAGUAAGGCUGGCUGGCAGAACUCCAUCCGCCACAAUCUGUCACUCAACGACUGCUUCAAGAAGGUGCCCCGCGACGAGGACGACCCAGGGAAAGGUAACUACUGGACUCUAGAUCCAAAUUGUGAGAAAAUGUUCGACAACGGAAACUUCCGACGGAAGCGAAAGCGCCGUUCUGAAGCCAGCAGCAACCUCACUGUGGCUUCAGGGACAUCAAAAUCAGAAGGGCAGUCCUCAAGACUAAGAGUGAGUAGAAAGCUGGAAGGAGAUAGCCCCUCUUCUAUGCUGAGGCCAUCUCAGUCACCAGAACCUCCAGAGGGCACCAAGAGUACCGCGUCAUCUCCUGGAGCGUCCACACUCACCUCCACUCCGUGCCUCAACACUUUCCUCAACAGCCUCAACACUUUAAGUGCCAACCCCAGCAGCAUGAGCGUGAGCACCCAGCGAGCCAUCCCAGGCAGCCGCCGCCACCUAGGGGGCACCCAGCUGCCCUCCAGCACAUUCCCCAACACCUCCAUCCCAGACAGCCCUCCAGACUCCAUGCCGCUGAGCACUGUGGGUGGAAGCAACCAGAUUGCUCCAUACUACAACCCUUUCCCUGGCAGCGGCAGUGGGGACCAGAGCAGCCCCUUCAGCAGCCCUUUCUACAACUUCAGCAUGGUCAACAGCCUCAUCUACCCCCGGGAUGGCUCUGAUAUAUAG